Lacerta agilis (Sand lizard) is the source of this 852-nucleotide messenger RNA. It is a transcript of the gene PSMB6, whose product is annotated as proteasome 20S subunit beta 6. The coding region runs from base 39 to 725 and encodes 228 amino acids. NCBI's taxonomy places the organism in Eukaryota, Metazoa, Chordata, Lepidosauria, Squamata, Lacertidae. The transcript has 6 exons. Gene Ontology annotation, molecular function: threonine-type endopeptidase activity. Gene Ontology annotation, cellular component: proteasome core complex. The record is from RefSeq and is a predicted model, not a curated record.
GCUCUUUCGCGACAGUGUCGUGGCUCUCAAGAUCCAAGAUGGCGGCGCCGGCGAUGCUGAGACCGAGCGUCGGGAUGGAGGCGCGGUGCCCGGACUGGACCCAGCAGGCCGUCACCACCGGGACAACCAUCAUGGCUGUGGAGUUUGACGGUGGGGUCGUCAUCGGCGCUGACUCCAGGACCACCACGGGUUCGUACAUUGCCAACCGCGUCACGGACAAGCUGACGCAGAUCCACGACCACAUUUUCUGCUGCCGUUCGGGCUCCGCUGCCGACACCCAGGCCAUCGCGGAUGCUGUUACGUACCAGCUGGGCUUCCACAGCAUUGAACUGGACGAGCGUCCGCUGGUGCAUACAGCCGCCAGCCUCUUCAAGGAGAUGUGCUACCGCUACCGAGAGGACCUCACGGCCGGGAUCCUCGUGGCCGGCUGGGACAAGCGCAAAGGGGGACAGGUGUAUUCUGUCCCCAUGGGGGGCAUGAUGGUCCGCCAGCCCUUCUCCAUUGGGGGCUCCGGCAGCUCCUACAUCUACGGCUUCGUCGACGCCACUUACAAGCCGGGCAUGAGCAAGGAGCAGUGUCUGAGCUUUGCGGCCAACGCCCUCGCCCUGGCCAUGGACCGCGACGGCUCCAGCGGGGGGGUCAUCCGCCUGGCGGCCAUCACCAAGGACGGCGUGGAGCGCAAGGUCAUCCUCGGAAACGACCUGCCCCGGUUCUCCACCCUCUGAGAAGCAGCGGGGGGGACGGGACGGGAAGCGCCAGGUCUUUGGCAGGAAGCAGAGGGGUUUGGGGAUUCCGUAUUUUGUUCUGCUGUCAGAUUGGCUUGAUGCUGCAUUAAAAUUAUGGGAGUUGAAA